Messenger RNA from Canis lupus familiaris (dog), 1555 nucleotides. RefSeq names its product ceramide synthase 5 (gene CERS5). The transcript is spliced from 11 exons. The record is from RefSeq and is a predicted model, not a curated record. Gene Ontology annotation, biological process: ceramide biosynthetic process. NCBI's taxonomy places the organism in Eukaryota, Metazoa, Chordata, Mammalia, Carnivora, Canidae. Gene Ontology annotation, molecular function: DNA binding; sphingosine N-acyltransferase activity. Gene Ontology annotation, cellular component: membrane. Bases 94 to 1239 code for a protein of 381 amino acids.
CCCGGCCCCGCCCUGGGGCCGCCUCCCCGCGGGUUCCGUUGGCUGCGGCGGCAGCUGAGGCUGUGGCGGCGGCGGCCGCGGGGUGGGAGUAAGAUGGCGACAGCGGUGGCGGGAGCCCUGGGCCUGCUGUGGGGCUGGCUGUGGAGCGAACGCUUCUGGCUGCCCCAGAACGUGAGCUGGGCCGACCUUGAGGGGCCGGGCGACGGCUACGGCUACCCGCGGGCGCGGCACAUCCUCUCGGUGUUCCCGGUGGCGGCGGGCAUAUUCUCCGUGCGGCUUCUCUUCGAGCGGUUUAUUGCCAAACCCUGUGCACUCCAUGUUGGCAUCCAGGACAGUGAUCCUUAUCUGGCCCAACCCAAUGCCAUCCUUGAAAAGGUGUUCAUAUCUAUUACCAAGUAUCCUGAUGAGAAGAGGCUGGAGGGCCUGUCAAAGCAACUGGACUGGGAUGUCCGAAAAAUCCAAUGCUGGUUUCGUCAUCGGAGGAAUCAGGACAAGCCCCCAACGCUCACUAAAUUCUGUGAAAGCAUGUGGAGAUUCACUUUUUAUUUAUGUAUAUUCUGCUACGGAAUUAAAUUUCUCUGGUCGUCACCUUGGUUCUGGGACAUCCGACAGUGCUGGCAUAGCUAUCCAUAUCAGCCUCUCACAAGUGGGCUUUAUUACUAUUAUAUCAUGGAAUUGGCCUUCUAUUGGUCUCUUAUGUUUUCUCAGUUUAUAGAUAUUAAACGAAAGGACUUCCUGAUCAUGUUUGUGCAUCACUUGGCCACCAUUGGGCUUAUAACCUUCUCCUACAUCAACAACAUGGUUCGGGUGGGAACUCUGAUCAUGUGUUUACAUGAUGCCUCAGACUUCUUACUGGAGGCAGCCAAACUGGCCAAUUAUGCCAAAUACCAGCGUCUCUGUGACACCCUCUUUGUGAUCUUCAGUGCUGUUUUUGUGGUCACUCGUCUAGGAAUCUACCCAUUCUGGAUUCUGAACACGACCUUCUUUGAGAGUUGGGAAAUUAUCGGGCCUUAUCCCUCCUGGUGGCUCUUUAAUGGCCUUCUCCUGAUCCUACAGUUUCUACAUGUCUUCUGGUCCUACCUAAUUGUGCGAAUUGCUUUUAAAGCUUUGAUCCGAGGAAAGGUGACCUAUCCAGGAAGGAUUAGACCCAGACUCUGUACUCUCCACUCUUUUCUCACCUCCUUCCUUUUUUCUAUGCCUGGUGGGAGCUGGACAGUUUCAUCUCUUGCAUGUGUCUAAGGAUGACCGCAGUGAUGUGGAAAGCAGCUCAGAGGAAGAAGAUAUGGCCACCAACAUGAAAAGCCCCUGUGGCAGCAGCUCCAGCAAUGGUGCCAAUCGGGUGAAUGGUCACAUGGGAAGCAGCUACUGGGCUGAAGAGUAAGGUGGUUGGUGUGGAAACUACAGCACACAUGGAUUUGUAGGGCCACUGGCAACGCACUCCUCUUGGGCCUCCCCACAUCUACGUGCUUGUGACUAGGGGUCUGCAGGGCACUGAGGAGAAUCAAAGAAGCAGAUAUUUUCACUUUUUAAAAAAACUCUGCCAUUUUGUAUUUAA